AUGUUUGUAUUUGAUUCAAUUUUUAAAACAAAACGAACCGAACCAUUUUGGUUCAAAAUUAUAAGAGGAACCAUUGGUUUAAUAUUAACGAUAUUAAUCUUAUUCUAUGCAUUUGCACAAUUUACCGAAUUCUAUCAUAAAUUUAAAAUCCCGGGAGUGCUGAUAUUUGAAGAAAAAAAAUACCAUGUUUUUCCCGAAGUAAGAUUUUGUUUAGAAAGGAGACGAAUACCUUAUCGAGAUAUGUUGAGCACCCAAACAUUAAAUCCUAUACAAUGUGAAUGCCAAACACCGAACGAAAUAUCGACUUGUUCAUGUUAUAAUUUCCUUCAAGAAUCAAGACAAUGUCAAGUAUAUAAGCAAAUGGGAAUUUCUUAUAAUACCAUGUGGUUUACAAUUGAUAAUAUUGAUACUUCAUUUGAAGAAAUUACAUUUGAAACUUCUGAUGAAUCAAGUCAAAAUUUUACGGUAGCUACAUUCCUGACGAUUGGUAUUAAUGAAUUUAAUUUACAAGAUGAUUUGUAUAUGAAAAAUCCCAUUAAUAGUUCAGUAUAUCAACUAUCGGUUCCAAAGGUUUAUCUGACAGGUGGUCAAUGGUUGUUAUUAGAAUAUUCUUUCACUAUAUUCAAUCCUUAUUCGGAUUUGUUUUGGAAUUUAAUCGGUUUGUUUGAAUAUUCUAAAUAUCACAACAUUUUAAAAAUUGAUUGGUAUGAAACAAAUUUUCCUGAUUUGCCACAAAAGAAUAAGAUCGUUGUUGGAAUUAAAGGCAAAUCGAAUUCAACCAGAUAUGAACAAGAACAUCAUCGGUUAACAAUUGCGGGAAAUAUAUCAAGCCUUGGUGGUUUUUAUACAGCUUGUGCAGGAAUUUUCUUUUAUUUAUUUGGUAAUCCAAAGUUAUCUCCUUGGGGUGCGGCUCAAAAAACUAUCUUUAUUUGUUGGCCUUGUAGAAGAAGUUUUCAAAAAAAUCUCGCAAAUCGUUAUGUUUCAAGUGCCGGCAUCCCAUUUGGUGAAAAGGUCAAACGAAUGCCUCCAGAUUCUUCAAUAGAAGAAAGACUUCAAAUAAUAGAAGUACUGUUACAAGAGUAUUAUUUAGAUACGUAUUAUAUUGAUCAAUUGAAAUUGGUUAAACGAAAAUUUCGAAAGAAACGAAGAGAUUAUGAAGAGUUAGAACAAUUACCUCCUCCUGAAGAUGAUUUAACUUUAAACGAACAAGAUUACGAAAACUCUCUCAUGGAAAGAAAAAAUUUUUCUUUGGUUGAUAAAUCAAAAGGUAAAGAACGAGUCAAUUCCAGAUCUCGUACUUCCUCUUAUUACCAUCGAAACGGAUCCUCGAGUUCACCUUCAAUGAUUCAAAUUAUCGAACCUCCUCCUGUUAAUGAAAGAGAUAAUGAAGAAGUGAAUAUUAGCGAUGAUACAAUAAGGCAGUUUAAAUAUUCGAGAAGAUCGAGAAAUUCUUCGUUAGGUACUAAUAACAUAAAUAGUCCAGCAGCUAGUGGAUCUAUUUCAAAGAGUCCUAGACAUAGUGCUAAUAGUUUACCUUUAUUAAACUUUGAUAAAUAA
Molecule: messenger RNA, 1557 nt
Organism: Funneliformis mosseae
Lineage: Eukaryota; Fungi; Glomeromycota; Glomeromycetes; Glomerales; Glomeraceae
Source: the annotation of a GenBank genome assembly